AUGUUCCUCAAUUUUAAUCAUUAUCGUUCGAUAUUAUUUUGUCUUAUCGCAUUAUUAAUAAAUAUUAAUAUAAGUUUUGCUUAUUCACCUCCAAGUGCAACCGUAGAACCACUUUAUCCAAAAGGAUUGCGUAUAUCUGUGCCACAUGAACAAGGUAUCACGUUGGUAGCUUAUCACGUAAAAUUCAACGAUGAUUUUUAUUCAUUAGAAGCAGGAGUAAUUAGUAUCGAUAUUAUAAAGCCUCGUAAUGGCAGAUGGGUUUACGAAGAUCAUACUACUGAGCUUAAAGAAGGUGAUAUCAUUUAUUUCUGGGUACACGUUGUCUAUCAAGGAUUAGGAUACAAUCUUUUAAAUCAAGAACACAGAGUAACCGGAUUCUUCAAUUAUGACGGAACACCGCGUGGUUCGAGCAAGGAAGGAAAUUGCGAUAAACCUUCGAUAACGAAAGUAUUCGACAGGAAUGGAAACUCGUUGAAGGUUUGCACGAAUCAAUUAAUCUUUGAAGAUGGUUUUGAUAGUCUUAACACAUCGAUAUGGACCGUACUCGAACAAUUUUCGGGUGCUCCGGAUUUCGAGUUCGUCGUUUAUAACAAAGACAACAAUAACGUUAAAAUACAAAAUCAACAAUUGGUAAUAACACCUACGUUCUUAGAUGGAAAAUAUAGCGCUGAUUUUGUCAGACAAGGAUCGUUGGAAUUACAGAGAUGCACUUCCACACCUGGCAGCGACGAUUGCAAACGCGAAGCAUUCGCGGCAAAUGUUUUGCCACCUAUAUUGUCAGGACGUUUAAAUACCAACAAUUCAUUUACCUUUCAAUACGGACGCAUCGAAGUAAGAGCUAAAUUACCGGCAGGUGAUUGGAUAUAUCCCAUAAUAUCCUUGGAAGUAGCGAAUAAAAAUAAACAAGAAGAAUGGACGCAACCUGUAAUAAGAAUUGCAUCCGCUUCCGGUAAUUCGCAUUUAAGAUCGGUACAUAGUACGGAUUUGAGUGGUCAUGUACUUAGCGCUGGUGGAUUAAAAUCACUUCCAGUGAGUGAAGGUCCUUAUGCAUCAAGAUCAGAGCUUUUACAUAGGAGCAUGAAUUCGCUUUGGUCCGAUGACUUUCACGUUUACGAAAUUGAAUGGAGAGACGAUCGUAUUCUUGCUAAAUUUGAUAAUACCAUCUUUGGUGAACAAAGAAUUGAUAAUACGUUCGAUCAACCGUUUUUCUUAACCUUGGGCUUAGCCGUUGGAGGUUACGGGGAAUUUCCUGACAUGAGUAGAAGCAAUAAUAUCGAAAAACCAUGGAAGAACCAAGGAUCGAAGGCCGUUCUUAAUUUUUACGAAGCACGAGACCAAUGGGCCAAAACAUGGGAACAAGGGAAAACGAGUUUGAAAAUCGAUUAUGUUAAAGUUUGGGCACUGUGAUCUUCCCUCCCCCUCCCCUUACUUUUCUUUUUUAUAAUUAUUAUUAUAACAUACAAUACCUUUAACAUUAACAAAAAUGAUUUAUUAUAAAUACUUAUGAUAAUAUUGGUUCUUCCUUAAAUAUCUACAAGACAUUUCGAAAUAUCAUCGAAUGUGUCUUUUUAUAAAACGAAUAAAUAUUCAUUUUAAUUAUUA
Polistes canadensis is the source of this 1602-nucleotide messenger RNA. RefSeq names its product beta-1,3-glucan-binding protein 1-like. The transcript is spliced from 8 exons. Gene Ontology annotation, biological process: carbohydrate metabolic process. The record is from RefSeq and is a predicted model, not a curated record. Lineage: Eukaryota; Metazoa; Arthropoda; Insecta; Hymenoptera; Vespidae. Bases 1 to 1407 code for a protein of 468 amino acids. Gene Ontology annotation, molecular function: hydrolase activity, hydrolyzing O-glycosyl compounds; carbohydrate binding.